AUGGAGGAUGAUACUGUCAUUCGAAUCUCAGACCCUCACUGCUACUACAGCUCUAACAUGACGCGAUUUAUUUAUAACACUUUACAACUUCUUCUGAUAUAUAACACAUUUGCUUCGACAUACGAGCGUAAUCUUAAUCAGUGGUGUUUGCCAACGAGAUCGUCACAUCAAGGAACCAGCUGGUUUAAUCAGAACAUUCACUGCAUAACCAAAAUUCUCCAUAUCUUUCACCUACAGUACGUUCUCGAUUUGAUUUUGCACACGACCGUCGAAAAUCCACUUUUUGAAGAUGCGCUUGCUGAACUGAUCUGCCGUCGAUCUCGUGCUUCCUGGCGACUGAUGAAAAAUCCUCGGGCUCUCCCACCGUUCAAAAAAACCACCAUGACCAGUUUAAUGACGGUAAAAGUGUAA
Messenger RNA from Periconia digitata, 411 nucleotides. The record is from the annotation of a GenBank genome assembly. NCBI's taxonomy places the organism in Eukaryota, Fungi, Ascomycota, Dothideomycetes, Pleosporales, Periconiaceae.